GUUUCUUCCCAGAACAUUCUCUCCCCUCUCUUCAAUUUUUCACCGUUUUUUUCUAUCUGAAAAGUAAACAAAACAAACAAACUUCAAACCAUUUUCCUGUAUGUUGUUUCAGACUUAAACACAGAGAUCGGGAGUUGAAAGCCAGAAAUCGGAAUAACAUGGGUCAAGCCUUUCGCAAACUCUUCGACACAUUUUUCGGCAACUCUGAGAUGCGGGUUGUCAUGCUUGGCUUGGAUGCGGCUGGCAAGACAACUAUAUUGUACAAGCUGCACAUUGGGGAAGUCUUAUCGACGGUUCCUACAAUUGGUUUCAAUGUGGAGAAAGUCCAGUAUAAAAAUGUCGUGUUCACUGUUUGGGAUGUUGGAGGACAAGAGAAAUUGAGGCCCUUGUGGAGGCACUACUUUAAUAACACAGAUGGACUGAUUUAUGUGGUAGACUCCUUGGACCGAGAGAGAAUUGGAAAGGCAAAAACAGAAUUUCAGGCCAUCAUUAACGAUCCAUUUAUGCUGAACAGUGUCAUAUUGGUCUUUGCGAAUAAGCAGGAUAUGAAAGGAGCCAUGACGCCAAUGGAAGUAUGUCAAGGACUAGGUCUAUUUGAUCUCAAACACAGAAAAUGGCAUAUACAAGGAACGUGUGCUCUCAGAGGAGAUGGACUUUACGAGGGUUUAGACUGGUUAGCUGGAACCCUCAAGGAGAUGAGAGCUGCUGGAUAUUCUUCAGUAGGAACAUCAUUUUAAAGAGAUAUAAAAGGUCCAGGUUGGCUGGUCAAAAGCUGACUCCUCCACUUUGCAGAUUUCAAAUUGUAAUCAGAAUGUCUUGUUUCCCUUAUCAAACUUGAAAUUAUCAGGUGCCUACUCUUUGGCCUUGACCUUUGAAAGUUAACUGACUAGAAUGUAAUAUAUAUCCAUAUAUAUAUAUAUAUAUCCAAAAUGCAGGUUUGCCCCUAAUUAGUGUUAUCUUCUUUA
Messenger RNA from Benincasa hispida (wax gourd), 965 nucleotides. Its product is annotated as ADP-ribosylation factor-like. The record is from RefSeq and is a predicted model, not a curated record. Gene Ontology annotation, molecular function: GTP binding; GTPase activity. Lineage: Eukaryota; Viridiplantae; Streptophyta; Magnoliopsida; Cucurbitales; Cucurbitaceae.